Molecule: messenger RNA, 9191 nt
Organism: Bactrocera oleae (olive fruit fly)
Lineage: Eukaryota; Metazoa; Arthropoda; Insecta; Diptera; Tephritidae
Product: probable Rho GTPase-activating protein CG5521
Biological process (GO): positive regulation of GTPase activity; regulation of small GTPase mediated signal transduction
Cellular component (GO): cytoplasm; nucleus
Molecular function (GO): GTPase activator activity
Source: RefSeq, a predicted model, not a curated record
UAUACCUCUAUUGGCCAACACCGAAUUGCAACACUGUUAUUUACUCAUUUCUUUCACCAGAAACGUCAACAAUUUUCUUACUAUUCGGUUUUGUUUUACGCUGUAGAAAUUUUCGCAACCGAUUUUUUACAAUUAAAAGGUGGUUUUAAUGCAUACAAUUAUUCGAAUAUUGUAAUAUAAGUUCUAAAAAAUCGUAUUGUAAUAAAUUUUGUUACAAAAUACUAAUCUGAAAUGCAGAAAAGUGCGUUUAAAGAAAUGUGAUACAAAGAAAGUCUUAAAGUGGUCAAGAAAAAGAUGUGAAAAUUUUUUGCCAGCAGUAGAAGUAGUAGUGUGGAUAAAAAAUACAACAACAACGAUAUAACCAAAGCAAUUUCUAACAUUGUAUGGGGCUAGAAAAGUUACUACGCACCUGUCGAUAUAACCACCUAUAACGGCUAUAAUCCAUUGAAUGGUGUUCCCGAUUUUUUCCUUGAAUGCGUUGCGCCUAAAUCCAAAUAAGCCCACCGUUCGUCCGUAUGGAUAAUAUUAAGCAAAUAUUAUGACCUGACAGUAAUAGUGUGUGUAGAAAAAAGUGAUAAACACAGCGGCUACAAAAUGUUUACAAAAAAGUCGCAUGCGGAUAUAAAGAAGUCUACGGGCAAGUUUCAGGACUGCAAGAAGGAUUCAGCAUCUCGCUUGCGUCAUUUGCGUACAAUUCUAGACAAUGUUGACCAAGAAGAGGCAAAAUCAUUAUUCGAAACGAACUAUAGUCACGUAUAUUUUAUACUCUACGAUACCUUUAUUCAAGCGGAGGCGAACUUAAAACAGAAAGUACACAAAGCUCAUCGCGAAGAAUUGGACGGCUCGCUAUGGCUGCUCGAGAAAAUAUUGUGUUGGCUGCCGGAGUUACUGGCACGGCGCUGGCAAUGCCACUCACUCAGUCGCAUUAUGGCCAAAUUGUUGCAUUUGGGGAAUUCGCCGAAGCUGCGGCGCGAAGGGGUGCGCUAUUUCCUCUUGUGGUAUCAGACGCUGGGUGAAAAUGCACCGUCCUAUGUGCAUUCCAUGUAUGCCGACCUGAUACCGGGUUUGAUAGUGCCGCAGAAAGGCAUUGUCGGUCCGGAUGUCGAGUUCAAUGCGACUGAUUUUCUCAAUCAUCCGAAUAUGAAAGUCGAUGGCGGCACUACUUCGGUUUUCCACGAUACCUUUUCGCAUCCGGUGCAGAAUUCCGAAAUUGUAGCGUUGCUGCCGCCCUCCUCGAAUGAGAAAUCCGCACCGCCUGAUCCACGUGAUGGCUUGGAAAUUCUACUAAAUAGUAUGUUGCAAACUGUUGCUUGUUUGCGCUGGCGCGACAAUCGCUCGCAAAAGGAUCACAAGGCAUUUGCGUUUUUGCUGCAGCGUUUUAAGGAUGUUUUUCUGUCUGUGUUCUGUCCGAAUUUCGAUUUUAGCAUGUCCGUGUAUGAACCGCGUCUGGAAUUGCCCACAAUGCGAUCGGUGAACAAGAAGGAGGAAGUGAUGUCCUCUUGUGUGGUGGUGCUGAUCAAUUGGAUCUCGCAUUUUACGCACGAGCGCACCAUGAAUCAUCGUCUAGAUAAUAUGCACAUCAAUGAAGGACAUCGUCUGCGCGCCUACCAACAAAGCUUGAUUGUGCGUGAUGUGCUGUAUGCGACGCGCGAAAAUAUAAAUUUCGUCCACGAAGUGUAUCGACAAGCGUUCUUGCUGAAUUUCACAACGAAAUUACAAAUCGAUGCGAUACGCACGGCAAUUGCUGUUUACCGUGACUGGAUGACGGGGACCACACCACCACAAUUCUUGCUCGAACCGAACGACAAUGGUAGUGGCAAUACAUCGUUACCGAACAAUAGUUCGGCUGGCAGCACACCGCGUAGUCAACGCCUGCGCACACCUUCCUACGUUGGUGCUAUGAGUAAGGAGAAUAUAGCGGUGCGCGCUGGGCUACAAAGUGUGCUACAGAUUUUCGUCACUAAUGCCGCAAAUGUGUUUCUGGUCAACACAAGCCAUUUGAACAUAAACUUUUCGACCAAAUCGCGCGACUAUCGCUCCACGCCUUUGCACGAGCAAACGGAGGUGUGUAAGAAAGUGCUUAAUGUCUAUCGCACGAUGGUGAUGAACACGCGCAUGGAGCCGAAGACUUGGGAACAGCUGUUACUGGUCUUGCUGCAGGUGACUUCGAUUGUGUUGCAUCAAAACCUCUCUGGUUCAAAGAGUUCCAGUUUGGGAGGGAUACUUGGUCAGGCUAUCUUUCAAACGCUGAUUGUUACAUGGAUACGCGCCCAUACAAAUGUGCCGGUAAAUGUGCAACUUUGGGAAAAAUUUCUAGCUGUGCUCGCUUCACUAACGUAUCGCGACGAGCUGAUCAUCGAAUGGGAUAAGACUAUACAAACGUUGACGCGUGUCUUCUCGCGUUAUGUAUACGCGUUGAAUCUGCAAGAUCUGCCGUUGGAUCGGCUGGCCGAAAGCAAGGGUAAGCGCCGACGUAUUGGCAGCGUAUGGCAGCAAUCGGGCGGCUCUGCUAUAGGCGCGAUGAAGGAAGGUCGUGAUCGUGAUAGCGCAAUCGAUCGCGAACGUGAAUCGAACAGCAGCCGCUCAGAUGAGCAAUCAAAUACGGGCGCUGGUGGGCUGUUACACUCUCACCAAAAUUCGCUGAGCGGCGGUGGCCAUGGCUUACAUGCGCAUGGUGGCGCUACAUUGCGUUCAGGACAUGUCGCUAUGACGCCGCAGCUUAGUCGCAGCUAUAGUGAAGGUAGUUUGGCGUCAGUUGCGCGGAAUUCGCGCAUGCGCAGCCGGCGUCAUCGUAAUAUGCAAAAGAGUGCUGUACCACCGGCACUGCCGACAAACGUCGAGCACUCGCUGAGCGCGUUGCUGUCGCAACAAUCGACGUCGGAGUUAACGCUUAGUACGGAAACUCUAAAUGCGCGGCGUUUUGGAGGCGGCGCGUACACACAUGCUACGCAACAGCACAACGAUAUGCGGCGCGCGAUGUCACUAGAUUCGGUAGCGAAUUUCGGCGCGCGCCAAAGACUUCGCAAGCGUCGUCAACGUUGCUCCACACAUGGCGAUGACGAAGAAGAUGUGCUAGAUGGAGAGGACAAUGAAAGUGGAGCAGAUUCGCGUAGUCCAUCGCCAACGGCAAGUAGCGGCAUUGAAGGCAGCUCUAUUAAGGAUGCACAAAUACAGAUGGAUGUGCUAGCGGUGGACAGUGGCAGCUUAGAGGAAGGUAGUUCAGGUAGUUUUCUCGGCUCCGAAAGGCGCUCUAUAAUACUGGGAGGUGUGGCCACUGGUUGGCUGCCGGAUUCAACGGCUAUUAUGUGGAAACGUAUGUUGGGUGCGCUCGGCGAUGUAAAUCGCAUACCCAAGGCUGAGUUGCAUGCACAAGUUUUCAAACAUCUACUUGACAUGACGACCAAUUUAAUAAAAAUCAAGCAAAAUCAGGGCAUUUCCACGGAUAACCAAAGCACACCGCCACCACCUACACUCGUGCCGCCCAUCGGCAUUGUGGCGCCUUGGUGCUAUGGCGCACUUGAGUUAGAUAAAUCAUUUAAAAAGGGCAAACUGUUGGCGCUACAGCUGCUUUGCUCGCUAGCUGUGCACGGCGCUGUGUCGGGCAUGCAACAUUUGUCACUCUUCUAUCACUCGCUACAUAAAUUACUCACGGGUGAGGAUCGCGAUUUGAUUUAUGCAAUUCUAAAACAUGUUGAGGGACCACGUUUCUUGAGUCUGUUGCUGCCUGGCCACACGCUACUGUUGCUAGACGUAGUGCACGCCUCGGCGAUACUACUCACCUCGCUUGAGGCGAAUCGCAACACACCGCGCGCUGAGGUAGCCGCCUUGCUCGGUUCGCUACUGUGUUACCCCCCAACGCUCAUACCGCGUCCAGUAUUGCAACCGUCGCCACAAAUAUUCGAACUGAUGGAAUGUCCCGAUCUGCAAGAUCACAUACUAAACAUAGUGUUGCGUUGCGCGCGUCGUGAGCCAUCCGCCAAAGCGCGUUGCAUCGCGCUCUCGCAGCUCGGCCAGUGGAUUUUGUUAAAGUUAUCCCAUCCGUUACACACAAGCAGCCGCUCCCGUGGUUACUUUCAGCAAGCAAUUCCACAUCCACCUGGCGUGCAACCGCGUGACAUCCACCAUAAUUUGCAAUUCAAUCCACGCAUACGCGAAGCGUUGCAAGUUCUACUCCAAGCUUUGCAAUUCAAACAUCGCACCAUUGCGAUUGUGGCGGUCGACGCUUUGAAACUCUGUGCGGAACGCGGACGUGAGCUGGCAUCUAUUGAGCGCUUACCACAGUUAAUUAUCACCGCUAUAUGUAAGGCACUAGAAAUACAGCAAGUAGCGAAUCCAAAAGACUCUGACAAGGUUGUGCUUACUUCGCUGAUGCUUUGCCUUGGUGAAUACUGCAUGUCAUUUCCGGUAUCCUUGAUGUUGGCGCCGCUUAACGAACGCGGUGACACACUGGUGUUGUUGGUGUUGCGUGUGCUAAUGCAAAUCGCUUCGGGUGCACCUAGACACGAACGCGUCAAAUUGACCGCCGACGACGACUUCGAUACGCACAUCUCCAGCGAUGAUCUGCAGACGGACGGCAAGCUGCCUGAGGCGAACUACCAGACCUCGGAGACAAUACAAGCGUGCAUUAGCGCUAUAAAGAUGUGCGCCAAAGCUAUAGCCAUGCAUUUGGUUACACAUUUGGGACAUUUUCCAAUGGGUAUUGGCGCCUCCAGACUCAGCUCGAUGGUGGAGGAGCAAGAUGAUGUCGCGGCAAAUGCCAGUUCGGGCUCACAGAGCGUUGGUGCUAGUGCGCGUCGUGAUUCCGUUGAAUUGCCUUCAGUGUUGCAUGCGCAGAAUAUGCAGCUUUUCAUGCUAAGUUCGGGUUUGGUGGCAAGUUUCAUUGAAUUGCCAGCGCUUAAGUUGCCGGGUGGUGGCGCAACGGCAGGCUUAAUAACCGCUGAUAGGCAAGUGCGUGUGCUGCUGCGCGAUUUGAACGGAAAAGCAUGUUGGGAUGCAUCGAUACUGUAUAGUGAACCGCGCAAAUGCAUCAAGUCCAUGACAAAUGAAAGUACAACUUCGGCGCAUGCGGCUGGUGGUAGCGCAGCUGUGGAACGCAUAGGCGAUAGCAUGCAACGUAGCUUCAACACAACGCCACAACAUCGAAAUAUGUCGCAGCCGAUGGAUUCGUUGAUAUCGUCAAUCAUUGGCCUAGAUAUGUUGCCACCGCGACAUACUUUACGACAUCGUCCGGCGGGUGAGUUGCCACUAGCCAAAGACUUGGCACCCGAUCUCGAUCAACUGGAUGAUCUUUUGGCCUACAUUGGUCACACAAGUCCUGAGUGCUUAACGAAUCCUUUGGCGCCGCUAAAUACGCCUGGGCCCAGUCCGCUGGGCAGCAGCUUGGAGGCACAAACCAUUUCCAUUAUACUCAAUCAGCGCUCGCUAGAACAAGAAUAUGUCUCAAAUCUGAAUCAACAAGCUUUACAAAAUAACACCAACACCGCUGCGUCACUACAGCAUGAUCAGCAUUCAAUGCAUUCAGUCGAACAAGCUUCACACGCUUCAUUCGAAUCAUACAAUACGACAAGUCUAACGGGACGUACGGAAAUUCCCUUCCAGUAUUGUCGCUUACUUUUCUCACACCUCGGCAUGGCCGGCUGGGAGCGUCGUUCGCGCACACACCUGCUGCAACGCACCGAAAAGCUAUUGCGCGAACUGCGCAAUGUGGAUCAACAACGCUGUCGCGAAACACACAAAAUGGCGGUGAUUUAUGUGGCUUCCGGUCAAGAGGACAAGAGCAGCAUAUUGAACAAUGCAAGCGGUAGCAGCACUUAUGAAAUGUUCGUCUCAGCGCUGGGUUGGGAAAUCGAUUUGGAGACACAUAACGGCUUUCUUGGCGGUUUGCCACGUCAGGGGUGUGGUGCUACAGCGCCCUACUAUGCUACACCAUUUCUGGAGGUGAUUUAUCAUGUGGCUACGCGCAUGCCCUCCGAUUCGCCGGAAAAUUUGCUAUUGAAGACGCGUCAUCUGGGCAACGAUGAGGUGCACAUUGUGUGGAGCGAACACUAUCGCGAUUAUCGACGCGAUAUAUUGCCGACAGAGUUCUGUGAUGUGUUGAUUGUGGUGUAUCCGCUGAAGAAUGGUCUCUUCCGUGUGACGGUGAAUCGUAAGCCAGAGGUGCCUUGGUUCGGUCCGUUGGCCAAUGAGAGUAUAGUAAGUGGUGCCUGCUUGGCGACGCUAAUACGCGCAACAGCAAUUAAUGCGAGUCGCGCUAAACGCGCAGCCUUGACGCUCUUCCAGCAAUAUUAUGAGGAACGCAACCGUUCUUUGGAGAGCGUCUCAUCGCGUUACAAGGAGAGCACCACUUUUGAGGACUUCGCAAAUCGCAUCUACAAUCCAAUGCCGCUACGUGAUACCAGUGCAGCAGCGCCACUUGCAGCUGCUUUGAUCGACCACAAUCGCUCAUCAAUAAAGGGGUGGGUGCAGGCUUCCAUCGAUUCCAAUACAAAAGAUAUAAUGCAUACGGGUCUGGCGCCCUCCGCCUCGGCCACCACCACCGCUGCUAUGGAGGCGGCAACGAACAGCUCAUCAUCGCCGCGCGGCGCACGCAAAUUGGGCGCGCCCUUUAAAAGCGCGAACGUGCCAAAGAAAAACGCUUUGCAAACCAGUAGCAACACACCACCGGAGAGCCCAACAUUGCCUCUGCGACGCUUCAAAUAAUUAUAUAACAAUAGGCUACACUUAAUAAAAAAUUACUAGAGAAUCCGUUGAAAGCCAGUCAACAGAAUGAGCGCUGCAGAUGCAAAAUAUUAUUCAUUCCUUUGUGGUUUUUAGUUGAAACUUGACAGGAAUGAGUUAAGUUAACAUUUUUUUUUAUGUAAUUAACAUAACUUUUAAUGUGUAAAAGGCAUUUAAUUUUUCAAAAAUGUUUAUUUUUUUUAGUCUCAAAAUAUUUAAAGUAGAAACACACAUUUCAAAAGUAUUUCCAUUACAACUUAACUAUGUUCUCUAUCUCACUCACACUCUCUAAAUAUUAUUAAUUAUAUAUAAUAUAUAUUUAUGUUAAAAAACUAUUUUUAAGUUUAACUAAUUUUUUAUUAACUUUUAAACUUUGUGUAUUAUAUUAUUAUAUUUUAAGCUUUACAUAGCACGCUCUGUAUUUGUAUUGUAAUGUUAUUAUGUUUUAGGCAAUAUUUAUUAAAAAUAAUAAUGGUAUGAAUGCCAAAAAUCUCCGUUCCACACAUUUUGCUUUAAAUCAAAUAUACAUAUUUUUAAUUUAUUUUCAGAUUUUAUGUUUUAUUUUAUUAAAUUAUUUUUUUUUCUUUCUUAUAAUUUUUAAUUUUUAAUGGAUUCUUUUAAUUUAAUGCAUUCUUUACACUAAUUUUACAAAUUUUUUAAACUUUUUAAUAUUUUCUACUCUAAGCUUCUAUUUCGUAUCGAAAAAAAUUGUAUUUUUGUCUUUACUUUGCUUUAUAUUUUACUCUGAACAUAUACAUUUUUUUUAUUGUUAUUUUCACUUUUAAUCUUUUUUAUUAAUAUCUUCCAUAUGUUAUCAUUUUCAAUAUUUUUGUUGUACAAAUAUUUUUAAUUUGGUAUGUUUUUACUUUUUGGUUUUUAAUUUUUACUUUUUUAUUAUUAUUUAUUUUUUAAUUUUUAAUAAUUUUUUUGUUUGCAAUAUUUUUUUAUUUGUUACAUUACUUAAUUCUCUAAUUUUUAUUUAUUUCUAAUAUUAUUUAAUAUAAUAUAUAAAAAUAUUUUUAAUUAUUAUUUUUUUAUUCAUUUUUUAUAACGUUUUAUUAUUUUGAUUUGAUUUCAGAUUUUAAUUUUAACUUAUUUAUAUUUUUUUAAUUUUUUUUAUUUUUAUUAUUUAUUUGAAUUUGAUUUGUCAUUUUAGUUUGUAUUUUUAUGAUGUAAUUCUAGUUUCCUAUUUUAUACAACAUUCAAUACACGAUAUACAAUACAAAAAACAAUAUACACUAUAUUAAUAAUUAAAUUUAAUUUAUUGUCAAAAUAUAACAUCCAUUUCGCCGAUAUUUUCUUUUGUAAUAUAAUUUUAAUUUGAAAAUUAAUUUUGUUAUUGCAAAAAGCGUGUCGCGAAAUUAUAAAAUCGUCUGUACCAUAAAUUCUACUGGUUAUAGUAGUAUAAUAAAAUGUGCAGUAAACAUUAAGUAUUAGCAACAAAUAAUUAAAAUUUAUUACAAUAAUUUUAAGUGCGAAGAAAACAUCAAAAAGUGAAACUGUUCAAAACGCUAGCAUAAAAAAUAAAACUAUUAAUGCAUUAACAAUCGCAAAUUAGCUGUAAAAAUAUGAAAAAUUAAACAAUUUAAUUAAAAAAAAGAAAAUUUAAGUACAUUUAAAUGCAAACUUAAACACAAUGAACUGCUGUAGGUCUAAAGCAAAAAACAUCAAUUUAUUUUACGCCUAAAUGACGGUAUAUUAUAUAUAUAUAUAUCCAUAUACUAUACACUUACAUACUUACAUAUAUUAUUAAGCUAAAAUUCGUUUAAAGCGUUAUAAGCAUCAUACAAGUACAUAUUUUUGCAAUUAGUAAAUUAAAAUAUGAUAUCUUAAUACCAGCAAAUAUGCAGUUACUUAUGUAUAUAAGUGUAAACAUACAAACAAAAAUAAUAAAAUUAAAAAAAAUUUUUUUUUUUAAAUUAAUUUAAAAAAGUAAAUAAAAAAAAAUUAAAUAAUUAUUAAAAUAAUAAAACGAAAUAAAACUUAUAAACCUACGCAAAUAAAAUAUAGUUAGGUCGCGCAGCACUUUUUUGUUAUUUUGUAUUUCGUGUUGUAGGUGUAGUAGUUAUAUUCACGAAUGUGUCGUGUUGGUACUUUUUACGUACUUUUGUGCGCCUUUUUAUGCACAAACAAUUAACUACUAAUGAUUUUCAAAAUAUUAUUAAAGAAAAAUUUAGUAAUAUACAUAUUAAGAAAAUGCGAAAAUAUUUGUAUACAACUUUUAAUUAUUAAAAUUUAUUUAUUAAUUUAAUAUUUAUCAUUUCACUUGUAUGCAUUUAUGUUAGAGAUGUAAACAAAUGCAAGAUUGAAGCAAAGUUCUGCUUGCGAAUUGCGCAUCGCAAAUUAAUAUAGCUCUACACACAUUUACAUACAUACGAACAUAUACAUAUAUCGAAUAGUGUAAUAUAAAAUAUUUACUUAAUAUUAAUAAACGCAUAUGAAGAUUUGAAUAAAAACACACUAAUACACACAAA